This is a messenger RNA of Paramecium primaurelia, 421 nucleotides long. Lineage: Eukaryota; Ciliophora; Oligohymenophorea; Peniculida; Parameciidae. The record is from the annotation of a GenBank genome assembly.
UAAUUAUGUAUUUGUUGUAAUGAGCCUAAAAAAUAUAAAUGUCCUAAAUGUGAAUAGCCUUAUUGUAGUGCUGCAUGUUUCAAGCUUCAUAAUUGCAAACCUAUUUAAAAGAAACCUUAGACUUAAGAGCAAGAACCAUUCAAAAGUGAUUAUAUUGAUGAUGAAUAUAAAUUAUCUAAAGAGAAAUUAGAAUUACUUAGUAAUAUAAAUUUAUAUGAAUAUAGAAAGAAGUUAAAAAAUUAGAAAAUUUGUUACCAAUAAGCGUCUUUAAAAAUUAUUGAUUCAUAUUGAUAAUAGCAAGUACAGAUUUAAAGAAUUAAAUACAUGCAUCUAAAAUGAUAAAGAUUUUGAGGAUUUUUGUACAUUGAUGUUAUCUGAAAUGGGACAUAUUGAUGAAAAUGGAUAAUUUAAAUGAGCAGCC